Molecule: messenger RNA, 423 nt
Organism: Cordyceps fumosorosea ARSEF 2679
Lineage: Eukaryota; Fungi; Ascomycota; Sordariomycetes; Hypocreales; Cordycipitaceae
Product: NAD dependent epimerase/dehydratase family protein
Exons: 4
Coding region: 1-423 (140 amino acids)
Source: RefSeq, a predicted model, not a curated record
AUGUCAACUACAACACUUCUCAUUACCGGUGCUACUGGAUACAUCGGCGGAUCGAUCUUGUCGAACCUUUUCGAGUCGUCCAACCCUCAUGUCAAGGCGCUCCGCAUCUCGACUCUGGUGCGCAAGCAAGAGCAGGCCGAUCUUUUGAAGGCCAAAGGUUUCAACGGCAUCGUCUUCUCUGGUCUGGAUGACACGGCCGCCGCCAGCGCCAUCAUCCGUGGUCUCGCGGACAGGCAAAAGGCGACGGGCAACAAGUCCGUCCUCACUCACACCUCUGGCACGUCCUCCAUUGGAGAUCGUCCCAUCACCAGGCGGUACACCGAGACGCGCGUCUUCGACGACGUACAGGCCUACCUGCGGGCGCGCGAGGACUUCGAGGACAGCUUCGUUCUGGAGUGGAAUUAUCUCGCGAAGGAGUCUUAG